Perca fluviatilis (European perch) is the source of this 760-nucleotide messenger RNA. Its product is annotated as seroin-like. Bases 32 to 745 code for a protein of 237 amino acids. The transcript is spliced from 3 exons. Lineage: Eukaryota; Metazoa; Chordata; Actinopteri; Perciformes; Percidae. The record is from RefSeq and is a predicted model, not a curated record.
UGUAGAAAACAUCAGGCGUUUUGUACGACACAUGUGGGGUGUGGGGAGCGCCCCGCCAUCCCACCUCAUGUUUUUAUCAAAGACGGGGAAGAUCAUGAGGUGGAUAGCGAAGCAGAAAAUUAAGAGGCUGGCUCAAACGAGGGGGUACCUGGUGGACAUCUUGAGAUUCUUGGGUUUCCUGAGGAGGCAGGGCUUCUCACAGGUCCGUCUGUCUGCAGCAAAGAUGGUGACCCUAAACAGGGUGCUGAAACAGGAGCUCUCCACCCUCCCACAGCAGCCCGGGACACACCACUUGGCGGAUGGACCCCCACCCCACACGCAGCCACCCCCCACUACUUCAGAGUCGCCAACAACACCCCUUCCUGCUGGGUCACCUGUGCCACCUCCGCAACCCCAGACACACCCGCCAGUCCUGAAUGAGGUCAGCCAAAUGCAGCAUACACCAGUUCCUGACGACCAGCUCUCCACCAUCCCAAAGCAGCCCGGGACACACCACCUGGCGGAGGUUCAAUCAAAUGAGUUUGCCGGUGGACCCUCCACCACACAGGCCUCGGAGGAUAGCACAGACGACGACUCGGACGACAGCGCGUCGGGAUCGCCGGAGGGUGAUGACCAGUCGGACUACAGCGCGUCUGAGACGUCCGAUACCGAUGAACAGUCCGAGGAAAGCACGUCUGAGGGCCGCAGCAGUUCAGCUGAGGAGGGAACAGAUCAGGACGCCCAACUAGCGGUAAUGAUAGCAUAACUUUGCAUUUCAAAG